UCCUGGUGGAUAAACAGUGACAGCUACAGGGCAGAGCCACCGAGACCCAGCGCACAGGCUCCGGCGCUGCCCUGGCAAACAACACCCAACAUGGCUUCAGACAGUGCACACGCCGCGCAGCUGACUUCUGAGCUCUACUUCCUAAUAGCCCGGUUCCUAGAGGCUGGACCGUGUCAGAAAGCGGCCGAGACCCUGAUCCGGGAGGUGGAGGAGAAGGAGCUGCUGCCCAGGAGACUGGACUGGACGGGGCAGGAGCACCCCGGGACCUACGAGAAUUUGGUGAAGCUCAACCGACACAUCAGUCCAGAGCACCUGCUGCAGGUCUGCUCUCGAGUCUGUCCGCUGCUGGAGGGGGAGGUCCCUGCCAGCGUGCCCGGACUCAUCAGCCUUCUGGGAGCCGGCAGGCAGAAUCUGCUCCGCACCAGCAAGAGUUGCAAGCAUGUUGUGUGGAAGGGCUCAGCACUGGCUGCCCUUCACUGCGGACGACCACCGGAGCCGCCAAUCAUCUACGGAAGCCCACCUAAUAUUGUGGAGACAAGCUUCAGCCGUCGACUAAAUGGAUCCUACCGGCUCCGGCAGCUGUUGCCCACUGCCGUGUACCAGCACAUGAAGAUGCACAAGAGGAUCCUGGGACACCUGUCGUCCGUGUACUGUGUCACCUUCGACAGGACGGGACGACGCAUCUUCACGGGCUCAGACGACUGCCUUGUGAAGAUCUGGGGGACAGACAGCGGGCGUCUGCUGGCGACGCUGCGUGGCCACGCCGCCGAGAUCUCCGACAUGGCCGUGAGCUACGAGAACACCAUGAUCGCCGCAGGUUCCUGUGACAAGACCAUCAGAGUGUGGUGCUUACAGACCUGUGCCCCUUUGGCCGUCCUGGAGGGACAUGCAGCAUCUAUCACCUCACUACAGUUCUCUCCUCUGUGUUGUGGCUCCAAGCGUUACCUGUCGUCCACCGGAGCUGACGGAACCAUCUGUUUCUGGCAGUGGGACGCACGCACGCUCAAGUUUGGCCAGAGACCCAGUAAAUUCACGGAGCGUUCCAGGCCUGGUGUCCAGAUGAUCUGCUCCUCCUUCAGUGCAGGUGGGAUGUUCCUCGCCACAGGAAGCACGGAUCACAUCAUCAGGGUGUACUACUUUGGCUCAGGCCAGCCAGAGAAGAUCUCAGAACUUGAGUCGCACACAGACAAAGUCGACAGCAUCCAGUUUUCACAUUGCAGUGACAGGUUUGUGAGCGGCAGCAGGGAUGGAACAGCACGAAUCUGGCAGCUGCACCCUCAGGGCUGGAGAAGCAUUCUGCUGGACAUGCAGACCAAAUUACCCGGGAAGUACAACCCUCCUCCACUGGAAGACAAGGUGACCAAGCUGAAGGUUACCAUGGUAGCGUGGGAUCGCCACGACGGCACGGUGAUCACAGCAGCCAACAAUCUGACGCUGAAGGUUUGGAACUCCACAACGGGAAACCUGGUCCAUGUCCUGAUGGGUCACGAGGAUGAGGUGUUCGUCCUGGAGCCACACCCCUUUGAUCCCAGAAUCCUGUUCUCAGCGGGGCAUGAUGGGAACUGUAUUGUGUGGGACCUGGCCAAAGGGGCCAAGAUCCGGUCCUACUUCAACAUGAUUGAGGGCCAAGGACACGGGGCAUUGUUUGACUGUAAAUGUAGUCCAGAUGGGCAGCAUUUCGCAGCCACAGACUCCCAUGGACACCUGCUCAUCUUUGGCUUUGGCUCCAGCAGCAAGUACGACAAGAUCGCGGACCAGAUGUUCUUCCAUACCGACUAUCGGCCGCUGAUCCGAGACGCCAACAAUUACGUCCUGGAUGAGCAGACACAGCAGGCACCACACUUAAUGCCCCCUCCUUUCCUGGUGGAUGUAGAUGGAAACCCCCAUCCGCCUAGAUACCAGCGGCUGGUGCCGGGCAGGGAGGGCUGCAGGGACGAGCAUCUGAUCCCACAGAUGGGUGUCACUUCUUCAGGCCUGAACCAGGUGGUGAGCGAGCAGGCGGUGGAUGGUUCCAGUCCUCUGGACACGAUGAUUCAGAGGCUGCAGCAGGAACAAGACCAAAGACGGGGAACAAACGAUGCCCCUGCUCCGGGUGCUGUGAACAGCAUGGCCAGUAGAGGAUCGGUGGGUUCGCCGAUGGAAGUUCACUCCCCACCCAACGUGGGUCUGCGUCGCAGCGGCCAGAUCGAGGGUGUACGCCAGAUGCACAGCAACGCCCCGCGCAGCCAGAUGGCCACAGAGGGAGACCUGGUGGCCUGGAGUCGCAGGGUGCUGGUACCUGAGCUGGAGGACGCCUCUGUUGGGAGGCAGAUAACCUGGCGUGAGGCUAAAGGGGAGGAGGAAAUCAAUAUUUAUCAGUCAGAGAGGAGGAGACGCACCAUCCACUCUCUCCCCAAGGAGAGCAGGGUUCAUCCCACAUCUGAGUGUGUCGUAGACGAGGGGAGGAAGAGUCAGGGUAACCAUGGUUAUCAAACCCGUGCUGCCAUGGAGGAGACGAGUCGGCAGAGCGCUGAGGGCGCAGACGACGAUGACAGCACCUCAGAGGGAGAGGUUGAGGUACGUCAAAUCAACGGCCAUUCCUCAGAGGAGGAGAAGGAGGAGGAGCAAAAAGAGCCCUGGCCAGAUGACCACAGUAGUUCAAGCGACUACUCCAGCGAUUACUCGGACUGGACGGCAGAUGCGGGCAUCAACCUUGAACCGCCCAAGAAGAGCGUUAGGGUAAAAAAGAAGAGCAGCAGCUCUGAGGAGGAAGGAGAGAAGAAGAGGGAUGGGAAGAAAGAGAGGAAGAAAGACAAACCAGACAAAGACGACGCAUUACCAAAGAAGAAGCAGCCAAAGGAAAAGAGGAAGAGGACUGAGUCUGAGGAGCAGGGCCUGACGCUGGAGGAGUGGCUUCCCUCUGCUUGGAUCACAGACACGGUCCCCCGGAGAUGUCCUUACAUACCCCAGAUGGGAGACGAGAUAUACUACUUCCGACAGGGACACGAAGCCUAUGUGGAGAUGGCCAAACAGAAGAAGAUUUACAGCAUCAAUCCUAAGAAGCAGCCGUGGCACAAGAUGGAGCUUCGGGAGCAGGAGUUAAUGAAGAUAGUUGGCAUCAAGUACGAGGUUGGCCUACCCACACUGUGCUGUCUUAAACUUUCCUUCCUGGACCCUGACACAGGCAGACUCACUGGAGGAUCCUUCUCAUUGAAAUACCAUGACAUGCCUGAUGUAAUCGACUUCCUGGUGUUGCGGCCGCAGUAUGACAAUGCCAGAAAUAGACAGUGGAGUAUAGGUGACAGGUUUCGGUCAGUGAUAGAUGAUGCAUGGUGGUUUGGGACCAUUGAGAGCCAGGAGCCCUUCCAGACCGAGUAUCCUGACAGCCUGUUCCAGUGCUACAAUGUCUGCUGGGACAAUGGAGACACGGAGAAGAUGAGUCCUUGGGAUAUGGAGAUGAUCCCUGAUGACGCCACGUUCCCUGACGAGUUGGGCCUGAGCGUCCCCCUGGUAGAAGACGAGCAGAAGGAGCUGCUUUACGUCCCUAUGGAGGGAGAAUGGGGCUCCAACACACGCAUAGACGAGUGUGAACGCAUCAUCAAAGCCAUCGACCAGCUCUGCACGCUCGAUGUAGCGGCGCCAUUUGCCUUUCCAGUGGACCACCAGGCUUACCCCACGUACUGCACAGUAGUGGCCUAUGUCACUGACCUCAGCACCAUGCGCGAAAGGCUGGUGAACCGCUUCUACAGACGACUCUCCUCUCUGAUGUGGGAGAUUCGUUACAUUGAACACAACGCGCAAACAUUCAACGAGCCUGGAUCCUUCAUCGUCACUACCGCCAAGUUCGUCUCUGACCUCAUGCUGCAAUUUAUUAAGGACCAAAGUCUGACUGACCUCAUGCCCCUGUACAGAACUAUGAAGAAGUCAACUUUCUCUGACUCUGAAGACGAGGAUGAUGAGGAGGAGGAGGAUGAAGAUACUAAUACUCCUGGAACGUCCACACGAAACCUCAAGGGACGUACACCGAUGCAGCGCCGACUGCGAACCCGACCUCCUUCCUACGACCCUCAUGCAUGGAAGGGGCGCUGUAAGGAGCUGCUGGACCUGCUCUUUCAGUGUGAAGACUCCGAGCCCUUCAGAGAACCCGUGGACCUACAGGAAUACCCGGAUUACCUGCAAAUAGUUGAGUCUCCAAUGGAUUUCGGAACCGUAAUCAACACCUUAACAGAAGGAAAGUACCAGUCUCCCAUCCAGCUCUGCAAAGACGUGCGGCUCAUUUUCAGCAAUUCCAAAGCGUACACGCCCAGUAAGAAGUCUCGGAUCUACAGUAUGAGUCUGAGGCUUUCUGCUCUGUUUGAGGAGCAUGUCAGCUCCAUCUUGGCUGAUUACAAGGCGAUCCACGGCCUGACAGGGAAACUGACCAGACAGGGCACGGACAGACAGACGCGACACACGCCAGACAGACAGACGAGGCACGCCAUGAAGAGGAGGAGGAGGAGCGAGUCUCCCACAAGCAGCACUGCAUCCAGCCCAGAGAGGAAGAGACGUGUAUCAUCUAGGGUGACGGCAAAAAGGGAGCCGUCACCCGCUCCACCACGCAGUUCCUCCCUGAGACAGAGCGUUCCACAGAAGCAGACGCCCCAGCUGGUCAACGGGAAGGCAGAUACACCGGCUGCCGGGCGAACGCGCAGCGCAGCACGCCAUUCUGCACAUUCUCCGCCCGCCGCCUCCUCAUCGCAUAAUUCCACAAGCAACAAAACAGAGUCGACGCGUUCGCUGAGGACUCAUCACUCCUCGUCAGCUUCAACGCCACCGGUCUCUGAAAAGGCGACUCCCACUCCAGCUGCAGAAAGUAGCAUUGGAGGAAGCACCCGGCGGAAACUCAGGACCCCUGUACGACACACGCCUGGCUCUGUUGUCAGCCCUUCACCUCAGAACACAACCCACCUGAAUGGUCACAGUAGUCAUGUGACCCUCGGCAUGGGGAAGAGGGGGCGGAGGUCCAGAACAGACCCACCGGUGAGUCCUCCAGAGGUCACAACACCGCAGAGCCCAUCUAGACCUCAAGAUCGCCCCCCUGGCAAGAAGAGAGGCCGGAAGAGCAAGCAGGAGCUGGAGGAGAUGAGAAGGAGCAGUAACCGCAGGAGCUCCACCCCCGAUGAGGAGCUCGACCACUCCACAGAAGACGAAGGCGGAGCAUCUUCUGCACAGGAAACAUCUGUGCUGUCAGACUCUGGCACGCCAUCGACGCCUAGAAGGCGUGGGCGGCCCAGAUUGGUACGAACUGAUGAAUCAACUCCUCCCGCCGAGUCACCGGAGCCCUCACCGCUGAGGAGGAGCAGCAGAAGAGCCAAUGAGGAGGUGACCGCUCCUCCACAGACUGCCCCUCAACGAUCCAAUCGCAGGCAUUCACCAGAGGAGGAGGAGGAGGGUGAUGGUGAAGGGGGGUCCAUGCGCACACGUAACCAGGGGCGACGGUCAGCCUUCUACAUGGAGGAGGACUCUGAGGAGGAGCAGAGGCAGCUGCUGUUUGAGGACUCAUCGAUCACCUUCGGCACCUCCUCGAAGGGACGCGUCCGCAAGCUGACAGAGAAGGCCAAAGCCAACCUGAUUGGCUGGUAACAGAACACACAGGCAGGAAGUGAGGAGGAGGCCGACUGCCCUGACGUCUGUGCAGCUGAUGAGUAGGGGGCUAUCUAGGAAGUCAUGUUGCUGUUGUAUGCAUUUCUGUGCACGUUCGUGUGUGUGUGUGUAUCUGAACGGCCACUGGCUCAGCUGCUGCUAUUCGAAGCUGUGACCACGGAGAGACACAACAGCGCAGUGGUCUGUCCAAUUCUACUUCCUCACAGCCCAGUGAGCACAUCACUAUGGCAACCAGUGGCUUUCAGCAUGUUCUUCUGGUCGAGCUCCUCUGACGUUACUGGUCCAUGUUGGAUCCGACAAGACGCUCGUCGACCCCCGUGUCGGUGGGGUCGUGACCUGCCUCUGUCCAGUGAUCGACUCUUUGCCCCGGUCUCACCUGAAACACUGCUGGGUGUCACAGCCUGGACGGAGUUUCAGUACUUGAAGAGGUCCCGAAGAGAUGGAUGCAUCUCGUCUCUUUACUAUUUCAGAGAAACUUUUCAAGUGUCUCAGCUAGGAGGAAAAAAGUCGCCCGCUGAAUUUAAAUUGUUCGGUCUGUGAUGGAUGACAGACCGAGCACCGGCUGACAACAUCUUUCGCCCCUGUCAUCAUUGUUCCUGUUCUUUUUUUUUGUUUUAUACAACCCUUUCUUGGCUUUUUCUAAGAUUUGUACGUAACGAUCGGCUCUCUGUUUUGGAAGUCUUACACAUUGGCUGACCUGAGCGUGUCUGUCUGUGCUAAAAUACCAAAUGGUGUACCUGUAUAGGUACUGUAGAUCCGCAGGCUCUGUUUACUAUUGGGGUGUGUGUGAGUUUUGUUUUGCUUGUUAGAAAGAGGAGGCAUCGCUUUUUUUCCCGGAAGCUGUUUUUACUGUGAGGAGGUGAAAAAGGAUGCAAGGGUGAAAGGGUUCAUUUUAGAUCACGUUUCAAUGCGUCCUCAACAUUAGCAAUACCUUGUGCCUUUAUGUCUUUGGAGUGUGUGCGUGCGUGUGUGUGUGUAUGAGCCUGCUUGGCCUCUGCCCUGCAAAGUACAUGUGCCUGUAUGUGUGUGAAACUAUGUUGUGUGCGCAACUGAAGGAGUGUGUGUGUUUUUAUAACACAACUGAGUGUGUCACUUCCACCUUCAGUGUACAAACAGUGGCAUACAGUUUGAUCGUUGUGAAACCUCUCAAAGAAAAUGUAUUUAUAGCAGUUUGAAAAAAAAGAAGACUUUACUCUCGUUGUGAACAUACCAUUAUUCAUGUCAGUAUAUUAUCCUAUAACCAACCUAUUGUCAGUUUAUACCUAAGGUACAGUGAGCGGAGCUGUGGGCGACUAGCUUUGAGAUGCACUUACCACAGAGCGGUUAUCAAUGCAGUCGUAGGGAGCGAGGAACCCUGUGUAUUUUAAAACUGUUAACAUAUAAAAAGGAACUUUUUAAAAGGUUGAUAUGUUUCUAUGGAGAUCAUGUGCGUGCACACACACACACACACACACAAAAUUAUGUCUCGCAUGUUUUAGCACUUUCUCAUCAACUGGAUGGAGCCAGAUCAAACCGAUGGGGACUGAAUUUGGAUGGAAAGAGAGAGAGAAAGAGAGAGAGAGAGAAAGACAAGUCUUGUAUCUUUCUGAUGGUGUGCCUUCGCUACUAAAGGAGAA
Messenger RNA from Limanda limanda (common dab), 7238 nucleotides. RefSeq names its product pleckstrin homology domain interacting protein (gene phip). The record is from RefSeq and is a predicted model, not a curated record. Gene Ontology annotation, biological process: cytoskeleton organization; regulation of transcription by RNA polymerase II; regulation of cell shape. The transcript is spliced from 40 exons. Gene Ontology annotation, cellular component: nucleus. NCBI's taxonomy places the organism in Eukaryota, Metazoa, Chordata, Actinopteri, Pleuronectiformes, Pleuronectidae. Gene Ontology annotation, molecular function: protein binding. The coding region runs from base 91 to 5601 and encodes 1836 amino acids.